UUCCCGUCAUCUUCAAUUUCACUUCGUUGUGGAUAGGGGAACAAAAAGAUACCUUGAUAGCAAAGAGUGUAAAGUAUGACCAUAUUAACCUCUUAGGGAAAGCAUCUCAUUCGUAGCGGCAUCUCCAACAAUGAUGCCUCACGUGGAGGAAUCGGUGAAAUUUUGAGCUGUUUUGGUCGUGAUAUGAGAAUGAGAAAUGGAGGAAAAAAUUAUUGUAAUUACAAAUGAACAAUAUACCCCACUUUAAAAGUGAAAGAGGAGAAUAAGAGAUCUCUAGUCUCUACCCUUAAAGUAUCGCCUACGAAGAUUAAACCCCAAUUUCAAAGUUCGAAGAUACAACCGAACAAUAUUUCCCAAUAGACCAUGAGCUUAAAUGUGGCGGUAAAGAAAAAGCCUUCUAGUUCUAACAGCUUCCGUCUCUCCACAGUCACACUGACGAAUAACGGCAGUUAAGUGUUUAAUCGCGCGCCAUUCUCAUUUUCUCUUCAAUGUGGCCAACAUUAUGCUACUAGGGUUUCGAAAUUUCAUCAAUUUUAGUUGUGUAGGGUUCCAGAAGAAUCUAAAAAUUCAUCAAGGGUUGUUUGCCAUUCAAGUACGAACAAUGGGUUCUGGUAAAAACGAGAAAUGGGCAAAAUUGUCAGUUGGUGCUAGUCCAAAUUCUCAGAAAAAUGUCUCAAAUGAAAAUGUUGUUGGAACCAAAUUAGCUGAAAUUUUGAGCAUGAAAAAUGACCCAGGAAAGCUGGAGAAUAUGACAGUUCAAGAGCUUAGAACUGCAUUAAGAAAUGUUGGAGCAUCCAGCAAAGGUCGCAAACAAGAGCUCAUUUCGGCUUUGAAAACUAUUUUGGAAGAAGGCAUUGAUGGUAAAAAUUCUUUGCUAAGUGAGAAUGAGUCUUUAGAGGAGAAUGCAUCAAAUCAAAUAAGCUCACCAAAACGUAAACGGAGUAAAACGAAUGAAAAAGAUGUUGCUGAUGAGAAUUUGGAGAUUGAUAUUGGCAUCAAGACUGUGAAGCAAAGUACAUCAGUAGAGACUAGUGAUGUCUCUGGAAAAAAGCGUACUACAAAAAGAAAAGUGGCUGCAGGCUCUGCUAGCGUUCAUGUGGAAGUUUCUCAAGAGGUUAAUGAAUCUUCUUAUGAGAAGGAACCAUGGACAAGGUUUGCCCACAAAAAGCCUCAGAAAGGUUGGGUUGCUUAUAAUCCAAAGACCAUGAGGCCACCUCCUCUUACACGUGAUACUAAUGUUGUGAAGCUGUUGUCUUGGAAUGUAAAUGGUUUGAGGGCAUUACUCAAGUUGGAGGGAUUCUCUGCACUUGAGCUUGCACAAAGAGAGGAUUUUGAUGUUUUGUGCUUGCAGGAGACCAAAUUACAGGAGAAAGAUGUUGAAACAGUCAGAGAUCUUUUGGAAGGCUAUGAAAACAGUUUUUGGACGUGCAGUAUAGCAAAAGCUGGAUACUCUGGUACAGCAAUUGUUUCCCGGGUUAAACCUUUGUCAGUGAAAUAUGGCCUUGGAAUAGCAGACCAUGAUACUGAGGGGCGUGUAGUAACAGCAGAGUUUGAUUCAUAUUAUCUAUUGUGUGUAUAUGUUCCCAAUUCUGGGGAUGGUCUCAAGAGAUUGUCAUACAGGAUUAAAGAAUGGGACCCGUCGCUCAGCCAGUAUGUAAAAGAACUAGAAAAGUCGAAGCCUGUAAUUUUGACUGGUGAUCUGAACUGUGCACAUCAAGAGAUUGACAUUUAUAACCCUGCUGGAAACAAGAGGAGUGCUGGAUUUACAAUGGAAGAAAGGGAAUCAUUUGAGAAGAACUUCCUGUCCCAGGGAUUUGUGGACACUUUCAGAAUCCAGCAUCCCAAUGUUGUGGGAUAUACUUAUUGGGGCUACAGGCAUGGUGGACGUAAAACUAACAGAGGAUGGCGGCUUGACUACUUUCUAGUCUCAGGAUCAAUAGCUGACAGUGUUCAUGACUCCUAUAUUCUCCCAGAUGUCAAUGGUAGUGACCACUGUCCCAUUGGCCUUGUAAUCAAAUGCUAGCCCACCCAUAUGGCCAUAUAUAACUCAUCAAGUGGGACACAUGUUGAGGCUCGUGAAGCAAAACACUUCUUGAUGGUGCAAUUUUGACAUCAGUGCUGCAAUUCUUGCGUGCUCCUUUCUAACUUUAUGAAUCGCAGGACGAAGCAAUUGUUCUUCACCUUUGACGCACUGCAUUGAGCAUUCACUAUUAUUGGGACGUGAGGAAGUCGGCUGGAUUCUGGAAAAGGGUCGUCACAAAGUUUACACGGGGUUGGUUCAAUUUUGCAAUCAGAGCCUUUUCAUCCUUGUAAGCUUGUCCGUGCAGUGUGCCCUAGUUGAGUCUUGUUCACUUGUGAUGUUAUAACUUAAAUGUAAAUCAAGUAUUUACACAUGUUAUUGUCUUCUUUUUAUUGUUUAUGCAUUGCUAGCUGAUGUUCAUGGUUAAAUGCUCGCAUGAAAGUUGAUAGAUAAAAGAUUAAUCAUGAUCCUAGGUCCAUAGUGAUCCCUCAGUUCCUUAACGAUUGCACAUGAGAAAGGAACCCUUUUAAGUUUUAACCAUUGAAGAAAGGAGGACCUUAGCUCCUUAGUAUCCUUUUGAUUGAACUUUUUCGCCCAA
Molecule: messenger RNA, 2618 nt
Organism: Chenopodium quinoa (quinoa)
Lineage: Eukaryota; Viridiplantae; Streptophyta; Magnoliopsida; Caryophyllales; Amaranthaceae
Product: DNA-(apurinic or apyrimidinic site) lyase, chloroplastic-like
Exons: 12
Coding region: 503-2023 (506 amino acids)
Biological process (GO): base-excision repair
Cellular component (GO): nucleus
Molecular function (GO): DNA binding; double-stranded DNA 3'-5' DNA exonuclease activity; endonuclease activity
Source: RefSeq, a predicted model, not a curated record